GUCUACAACUUUUUUUUUUCUUCCUAAUCAUCCAGACAGACCAAGAAAUACAGCAGGAUGAAGACAGCUCAGUUUUACAUCCUCUUCUUUUGUUGGAAAGCAAUUUGGUGCAAUGGCUGCAUGCUGACCAACAUCACCAUUUCGGUGGAGAGAGAAGAGUGUGAAUUCUGCAUCAGCAUCAACACCACUUGGUGCUCUGGUUACUGCCAUACACGGGACCUGGUAUAUAAGGACCCGAUCAGACCCAACGUUCAGAAAACAUGUACCUUCAAGGAGUUUGUCUACGAAACCGUGAACCUGCCAGGCUGUGUCAAACAGGCUGACUCCUUGUACUCUUACCCUGUGGCAACUGCAUGUCACUGUGGGUCAUGUGAUACUGACAGCACAGACUGCACUGUCCGAGGACUAGGACCAAGCUACUGCUCUUUUAAUGAAAGGAAAGAAUAAAGCAUCAUCCCACUUCCAGAUA
Messenger RNA from Trichosurus vulpecula (common brushtail), 469 nucleotides. RefSeq names its product follicle stimulating hormone subunit beta (gene FSHB). The coding region runs from base 58 to 447 and encodes 129 amino acids. NCBI's taxonomy places the organism in Eukaryota, Metazoa, Chordata, Mammalia, Diprotodontia, Phalangeridae. The record is from RefSeq and is a predicted model, not a curated record. The transcript has 3 exons. Gene Ontology annotation, molecular function: hormone activity. Gene Ontology annotation, biological process: G protein-coupled receptor signaling pathway. Gene Ontology annotation, cellular component: cytoplasm; extracellular region.